AUGUGGAUAAACAUAUAUCCUGACCAUAUUUCACCUUAUGAUUCUUGCAGAACUUUGAAAGAGAGUAAGGCUGACCCCGCAGAGGUCAAAGUUGCUGUGAACUUGUUGAAGAGUCUUAAGAAGCGAUUAGAAGAGGCGCAACCACAACACACAAGGCUCGAUGCCGGCUUCAACAAAGCUUCAUUUGAGGAUCUGAUGAAGCGCAGAUUCUUCUAUGGACUAUCCAAUGACAUAUACGGUGGAGUUGCUGGACUUUACGAUCUUGGCCCCAUGGGCUGUGCCCUUCAGGCCAAUCUGCUUGCGCAGUGGAGGCGUCAUUUUGUUCUAGAAGAGCAAAUGCUGGAAGUAGAGGCCACCAUAAUGACCCCCGAGCCAGUGCUAAAGGCCUCGGGACAUGUGGACCGUUUCACCGAUCUCAUGUGCCAGGAUACGGUCACCGGAGAGAACUACAGAGCCGAUCAUCUGCUGGAGGCGGUACUCGAGAAGCUCAUUGAGGCCAAGGACACACCCUCAGAGCUCCGCGAGAAAGCACGCACCACCAUUCCCCUGGUUGAUGGUCUGUCUGGUGAUAAGGAGAAUCUGUGGAGAGUCAUGCAGGAGUUUGAUGUGCGUUCACCCACCGGCAACCCGCUCUCCGAGCCUGUGGACUUUAACCUGAUGUUCUCGACCUCUAUCGGUCCCUCCGGCAAUGUGAAAGGUUUCCUUCGCCCCGAGACGGCCCAAGGUAUCUUCACCAACUUCAAGCGGCUGUACGAGUUCAACAACAAACGCUUGCCCAUGGCCGUUGCACAGAUUGGCAAAGCGUUUCGUAACGAGAUCGCUCCCAGGUCUGGUCUGUUGCGAGUGCGAGAGUUCACUAUGGCGGAGGUCGAGCACUUCAUCGACCCCAAUGACAAGUCACACAAGAAGUUCAGCCUGGUCAAGGACGUCCAGAUGAACCUCUACGCCGCGGCGGACCAAGAGCACGCGCGCAAACCCACCGUCACCACCAUAGGCGAGGCGGUGGCCAGUGGCAUGGUAGCCAAUGAAACCAUCGGCUACUACAUGGCACGUAUUCAGCUGUUCCUGGUGUCUGUGGGUAUGAAGGCGGAUCGCGUGCGCUUCAGACAGCAUCUGAGCACCGAGAUGGCCCACUACGCCACCGAUUGUUGGGAUGCAGAAUGCUUCACCUCAUACGGUUGGAUUGAGUGUGUGGGCUGUGCGGAUCGCUCGGCGUACGAUCUGACGUGCCACUCCAAGGCCACAGGUACCGAACUUCAGGCACAGGAGGAUAUCAUACCCCCUGUGGUCAAGACGGUCACAGAGGCGGUGCCCAACAAACAGUUGGUAGGUAAAGCGUUCAGAAAAGAGGCCAAAUUUGUCAACGAUGCCCUGGCAGCCCUAGAUUCGGAAUCAGCAGCCGCAAUGGGGUCUGCUCUGGAGACGAGCGGCAAAUUCACGCUCAAGGGCACGGAUGCCAACGACUACGACAUCACUCCCGAGAUGGUCAGUGUAGAGACCAAGGAGAAGAAGUUCACAGUGCGCAACUACACACCAAGUGUCGUCGAGCCAUCGUUCGGUAUCGGUACGUUCUACCCUAUUCUAUUUAUAGAUUGUAACUGUAAACAGUGCGGUUGA
Molecule: messenger RNA, 1617 nt
Organism: Sphaeroforma arctica JP610
Lineage: Eukaryota; Ichthyosporea; Ichthyophonida
Product: glycyl-tRNA synthetase
Exons: 10
Coding region: 1-1617 (538 amino acids)
Biological process (GO): mitochondrial glycyl-tRNA aminoacylation
Cellular component (GO): cytoplasm; mitochondrion
Molecular function (GO): ATP binding; glycine-tRNA ligase activity
Source: RefSeq, a predicted model, not a curated record